Messenger RNA from Haplochromis burtoni (Burton's mouthbrooder), 4572 nucleotides. It is a transcript of the gene taf4, whose product is annotated as TAF4A RNA polymerase II, TATA box binding protein (TBP)-associated factor. Gene Ontology annotation, molecular function: DNA binding; RNA polymerase II general transcription initiation factor activity; protein heterodimerization activity. NCBI's taxonomy places the organism in Eukaryota, Metazoa, Chordata, Actinopteri, Cichliformes, Cichlidae. The record is from RefSeq and is a predicted model, not a curated record. The transcript is spliced from 16 exons. Gene Ontology annotation, cellular component: transcription factor TFIID complex. Gene Ontology annotation, biological process: transcription initiation at RNA polymerase II promoter; DNA-templated transcription. The coding region runs from base 768 to 3332 and encodes 854 amino acids.
CGAAACUUGGAAAUAAUUAUCUUGUUUGAGCCAUUGUGAGUUUGCUGCCAAAGUUGCUGAAUAAUUUUUGGAAAGGAAAACGGCUGCACGUCUGGAUCUUUAUUUCAACACAAAAAUGAAAGCAAAACAAACUUUGCUCUUUCGCUGGCAUUCAUAGCAGUCGGUACGCUUAAAAAAAACAAAAAAAAAGAAGUUCUAAAUCCCAUGACUGGCUGACUGCACUGUACAUUUCCUCUCUAAAGCAGGGUGGGGCGCCCUCAAACGCCUCAUCACAACAGCAACUUCACUCGGCUAUAACACUGCAGCCAUCUUGCACAGCGCACCGAGCGCGAAUAACCUGUUAAAUUCGGUUUGUUAGCUUGUCGCAAACCCAAUUAUUCUUCUACCAAACGACACAUAUUGAAAUUCUUCAGCCGAAUAGUUAUCGUGUUAGUGUAAACACGUCGCUGACAGUGUAACAUUUGACGAAAACAGAUUAUCUCCGAUACGAUGUUGUUCCGUCUCGCGCAGCCCCUGGAAUGACAGCUGAAGCCAUUGGUACCGCCUUUUACACGUGGAGCAGCCAAUCACAGCUCUCAGAAGUCCCUACUCGGAGACUUUUAGCUGUUGUGCGCAAGCGCACGUCAGUCGCGAUCGCCGGAGCUGACAGAGAAAAGCAGCAACUGUGACAUAGUCUUGCCCCAUUGCAUUCAAGAUUGUUUGUGCGCCUUGUUAAACAAGUUGAAGUGCGGGGGGUCUCUACAUAACGAGCUCCCCAUGGUUCAGCUAUGGACGCAUCGACGGCCAGCACGGACUCCAACACGGGAUACGACCCUGGCAAAACACCUGUCGUUAGUAGCGGCGUAACUUUUCUCCCUAAUCAUCAGGGGAAAGUGGGCUCAUACUCGGCGCAGACUUUCAAUGGGAGCCAAACUAUGAACUCUCACAAUUCAGGAAACGCUGCCACUCUCAGGGGGACGAUAGUGACAAGUGGCACUGGUAGCAGCAGCAGCGCCGCGAUAUCUGUCACAGCUGUCAACAGUGGACCAGUGUUGUCAAAAGGGCUGGCCGGUGUCACAAUGCCCCCCUCUUCAAACAGUGUAAUUCAGACCCCGCUCAUGAACUCUCAGAGCGUCGUGGCUUCAGCUCAGCCUGUGAGCCAAGCAACGGGACCCACUGUGACACUCGUCAGGACGCCUAUGCAAACCGUUGGGUCGGGUGCAGUUUUGAAUGGAAACAAUAGCGCGAGCCCUUCUGUGGCGGCCAGUGCAUCGAGUCAGACAGGUAUCGGCAUGCAAACUCCGCUUGUAAACAACGGCCAGCCUUCCAGUUCUGUGGCCAUCAGCGCGGGGACGCACAUCAUCAAGGCAGAGCCACCCACAACAAUAACAGAGUCGGCACCGCAGCCUACUGUCACUCCCGGCGCCGUCACCGUUCCUCGGACUUCUGCGGCGGCAGCUGCCGCUACUGGCGGAAUCCGAGCUCUGGCACCUCAGAUGCUGGCCCCAAGGCUACCCCAGGCUACACCGGGACAACCGAGUAUCCAUAACAUCCAGCUCCCACCGGGAAUGGUGCUUGUACGGAGUGAGAGUGGACAGCUGCUGAUGAUUCCUCAGCAGGCUUUGGCCCAGAUGCAAGCCCAGGCGCAGGGAGACCUGGCACCUCGGGCCACUACACCAACGAAUGUGCCUCCAGGCCAGGCUCCUGGAAACACUGUCAUCAGCAGACAAGUGACUCCCAGCACCAUCAUCCGACCAGGCGGUCCAGCUCCUGCAUCACUGACUGCAACCACUACUCUUCACAGACCACCUAUCCUUCAGAGCUCAGUUGGGGCAGCAGUACCCGGAAUGACCUCUAGGACAGUGAGCCAAACAGCUGGGACCACAGUUACCUCAGUAGCAUUCAGUAAAGAGACAAUUGAGAAUGUGAAAAAAUGCAAGAACUUCCUCUCCACACUGAUCAAGCUGGCAUCCAGUGGAAAGCAAUCCACAGAAACUGCAGCCACUGUUAGGGAGCUGGUCAAGGAUCUGCUAGAGGGCAAACUGGAAGCUGAAGAGUUCACCAGCAGAUUGUACAAAGAGCUCAACUCCUCACCCCAACCUUAUCUUGUGCCUUUCCUCAAGAGAAGCCUCCCAGCUUUGAGGCAGCUCACCCCAGACUCAGCAGCUUUCAUCCAGCAGAGUCAGCUCGCCCAGCCAGCCUCAGGUUCAGUCUCCUCCACCUCUACCACUCCUACUACAGUGGUCCUCGGUAGCCCAGCCCCUCGCCUUCCUACACCAGUCAGUAGGCCCCUGCUCCAGCCAGGCAUUAACAAACCAGGACAAAUGCCCUCACUGGUUCUCCAGCCUCAGCAGCAAAGAGCACUUCUGAGACCUCAGGUAACCUUACCGACAACCCCCGUGAUGACUCUCAGGAAUCAGGCCCCUAGUCACAUCGUGCUGGGACAGCAGCAGGUCCACCUUAAGGAGCUACAACCAGUUCCCCUGAGGCCAGAGGGGCCGCCUGGUUCUAAACAAGUCCUUGUUGCAGCCUUGACCCCAGCUCAAAAAAACAAGCUCAAAGAGGCGGGUGGUACUUUCAAAGAUGAUGAUGACAUCAAUGACGUAGCCUCCAUGGCCGGAGUGAACCUGUCAGAAGAGAGCGCCAAUAUCCUCGCCACCAAUUCCAUUACAGUGGGAGCGGUGACGCAUUCCUGUAAGGACGAAGCGUUUCUCUCCUGUGCCGUACUGCAGAGGAAAAUGCUUGAGAUCGGUAGGAGGUAUGGUGUAACAGAACUCGGUCCUGAGGUGGUGAACUACGUCUCGCACGCUGCUCAACAGCAUCUUCAGAACCUACUUGAAAAAGUCUCCCAAGUAGCCCAGCAGAAAAACAUCACUUUCAAGGAGGAUAACAACCAUGAGCAGAGCAGCGAUGUUCGUACUCAGCUGAAAUUCUUCGAGCAGUUGGACCAGUUAGAGAAACAACGAAAAGAGGAGCAGGAGAGAGAGAUCCUCCUGAAGGCAGCUAAGUCUCGAGCUCGGCAAGAGGAUCCAGAACAGCUGCGUCUCAAGCAGAAGGCAAAAGAGAUGCAACAGCAGGAGUUGGCUCAAAUGAGGCAAAGGGAGGCCAACCUGACAGCUCUGGCAGCCAUUGGCCCCAGGAAGAAGAAGAGGAAUCUGGAAUCACCGUCCUCUUCUGCUUCAGCCGAGGGAUCGGGAACAGGUCCCUCUCUGUCUGGUGGGCCUGCUUCAUCAGGCUCCAGACCCACACGGCAGCGCAUCACGCGCGUCAAUCUCAGGGACCUGCUCUUCUGUUUGGAGAAUGAGAGAUUUACCAGUCGCUCCCAUUUCCUCUACAAGGGCUUUCUCAAAUAGGCUUGAUGUCAAAGAGGAGAGGUGAGGAGGAGGAGGGGGCGGGCAGGAGACAAUGAAGUGUAUGGAGAGACCAACAGCUCCCACCACAGAGAGGGAGCAUAAGAGACUCUUGUAUGUGAAGAGGAGGAGAAAAGGCGACCUGGCACAUUAUAAGGUUAUCAGAUACACCUGAUUACCUGAAAUACAAUAGUAGCCAUAUUGGAUGGCCUCUCUACCUCCCUCCUCAUAUAAUGCCUAUUUCCUUUCAUAGCAGUCACUGACCGAGACCCUUUUUAUUUAAUCUUUUGUCAUGAUGGUGCAAAAAAAAGAAUAUGUUUUAAGAAGAAGUUUUUUUUGUAUGAGUAAAUGAAAUAUUGUACAAUUAUGCACUGUAACAUAGUACAGUUUAUUUUCUAAACGUUUGUAUGCAUAUUAGGCUUGAAAGCAAUGAAAUCAUUUGUUUUAUUAGACCCACCAAGAAAUUUUAUUGAUGAUUGAUUUUUAUGUGUUGGUUUCUGCAGAAUUAGUUUGAACUCCAAACUGUGUAACCUACUGAGUUGCCUUCCUAUGUAUAAGCCAUACAGCCAUCCCUAAGCAAUCAAGCCCCGGUGUUACUAAUGAAGCCGUAGCUCACUCAAUAUCUGUCAACUUUACUUGAUUUUUUUUCCCUCCACUGUAUUUAUUUACUAAACUCAUGGUUAAAUUAAUGUCUAGUUAUUUAUUUAAUUUCAUGUCACACCUCAUUUGCUUCAUGUAGCUUAAAUUCCAAACAAAAUGUGCAUUUAGGACAUGUUAAAAAUUAGUGUAUAGCUUUCAGUGUGUGAAGGCCAGGGGUGCUCUUUGUUUUCUUUUUCUUGUUUUGAAUCUGCAAAUAUUACUUUUAAAAUUAGUUCUAUAUGUAUUGAUUUCUAAAACGUAGAUUUCUGAAGGCUUUUAACCUGUAUUGCUAUACCAAACAUACAUCUACCUGAAACUCUAUUUUUGUAGUUGCCCACCAACGCAUUUUUACUCUUCUAAUGGUGACUGACAGUGUUCUACAAUCAUUUCUUUACCUGCUUUUAUUUUUGGUGUGCUACUGGACAGCCCCUUAGGAUUUUGGUAUCAAUGACUUCAAAAACUGGAGUUUCUUCCUGUAUAUUUGUAAAUGGUACACCUAGUUUUACACAUGGUUUUGUAUAGAAUUGAGAAUUUAUGCAUACAGCAGUAAGAAAAUCACAUUUUCUCUAUUAAAAAGUUUGAAUAAAUAAUGAUUUUACAGUAA